AUGCAGGCUAAAUCUGCUGUAUCAAGAGCCAUUUCGGAAAAUGCGAACCUAUAUGCUGACCUAGAGUACGAUAUUGACUCCAAACAGGCGCUACAGCACGUGCAAUUAGGCGUACUCCGCAAACAGUAUAGAAAACUAGCUCUAAAAUACCACCCUGAUAAGCUACAGUCAGUGAAUACAGACGAAAAUCGUUUCGUUCGCAUCCAAGACGCCUUUAAUAUCCUUUCAGACCCUAAGGCAAGGGAACAAUACAAUGUCUGGUUUGCUAAGCGCUUCAUUACGAGCGAUGAAGCCAAGCUCGGCAAUAUCCUAGAGGCACGCGAAAGAGCGGCCAAUAUCAUACAUACCUCCAAAACUGACAGUAUUGAUUUAUUAGCUCUACAAGAAUAUGGCCAGUCCCUCCGAAAGCUCCGCCACUUUGGCCUUCCAUAUGGCAAUUGGAGCGGAGGUAAAUUACAGUUAGGUCGUAUACGAAAGGAAAACCCACUAAGGGAAUCUUGCACUUUACGGGUCUAUUGCAAAAAAUCUCCCAUAACUAGCAGUCCCGUGCAAUUAAAUGAACUAUUUGAAACGUCUAAGAUCCCCGUCCAAGAACUCCGAUACUCUUCUACAAAUAACGACAACAAAAGUGAGUUGCUAGUUUACAUUACACUUCCAGAUACACACACAACACUGCAAUUGCUUACCAAUUGGGGUAACAUAAACCACCUGAACAUGCACAUAGUUGAAAUAGCCAGCUACGUUGAUACACAGUACUUCAAGUUUAAUAUUCCGGCGAAUUAA
Molecule: messenger RNA, 783 nt
Organism: Eremothecium sinecaudum
Lineage: Eukaryota; Fungi; Ascomycota; Saccharomycetes; Saccharomycetales; Saccharomycetaceae
Gene: CWC23
Product: U2-type spliceosomal complex subunit CWC23
Exons: 1
Coding region: 1-783 (260 amino acids)
Source: RefSeq, a predicted model, not a curated record